This is a messenger RNA of Penicillium lagena, 1254 nucleotides long. Its product is annotated as nucleolar and coiled-body phosphoprotein 1 family protein. The transcript has 2 exons. Gene Ontology annotation, cellular component: nucleoplasm; nucleolus. Lineage: Eukaryota; Fungi; Ascomycota; Eurotiomycetes; Eurotiales; Aspergillaceae. The record is from RefSeq and is a predicted model, not a curated record. Gene Ontology annotation, molecular function: protein binding. The coding region runs from base 1 to 1254 and encodes 417 amino acids.
AUGGGCGCAAUCCCAGCCCCCAAGAAAACGGUCAAGAAGGCCACCCCCAAGAAGUCAAAGGCGAUUCCUCCUCAGCUGGCUGCUGCGGUUGCUGCUUUUCUGUCCAACAAUGGCUAUUCCGGUGCUAGUGAAGCAUUCCUCAAGGAACUCGGCAAGCAGAACAAGCCCGACUUGCUGAAGGCCCCGUCGCUGCUAGAGAUUUUCGAGUGCUGGGAGAACAAUACCAACAAGAAGGAUUCUCCCGCGACCACCACGAAGUCCUCCAGCAGCAGUUCGUCCAGCUCCUCCAGUGACUCGGACAGCGGCAGCUCCAGCAGUUCGAGUGAUAGCAGCGACUCGGACUCGGACGUCGAUAUGAAAGAUGCUCCCAAGCCCAAGCCCACUCGCUCAUCAUCCCCUUCGUCUUCUAGCUCGUCCAGCUCGUCCAGCUCGUCCAGCUCCGACAGUGAUGCUGACGAUGAGAAAGAAGAGCCGGCGGCCCCUGCUCCGGCUCCUACCCCGAAGAAGGCGGCUGGCGUGAAGCGGAAGGCCGAGUCGAGUACGGACUCCAGCUCGGAAGACGACAGCCCCAAGACCAAGAAGGCCAAGAUCCCUGCCAAGAAAGUAUCUUCGUCUUCGUCCUCGUCUUCUUCCUCGUCUUCUUCCUCGUCUUCGUCUUCGUCCUCUUCCUCAUCCAGCAGCUCGGACAGCGACUCAUCCUCCAGCUCUGAUUCUGAUUCCUCGUCUGAUUCAUCGCUAUCGGAGUCCGAUAAGGCUACCAAGAAAGCCAACUCCAAGACUUUGAAACAAGCCACGAAGACCCCACUUCCUGAGUCCGGCAGCAGCAGCAGCAGCGAUUCCGAUGAUAGCGAUUACAAAUCCGCCAACGAGAAGACCGGCGGUGUGUCCCUUGUGCCCAACGAGUCCGACACCAGUGCCACUCUUGGGGCGUCGCCAGACAACCAUGUGCACCCCUCCAGGGCCGCUCAGUUCUCUUCGUCCUCUUCGAACGCCAGCCCAGCUCCUGGAAGCGGCUUUGCGAAGAAGAAGCACACUGGCGCCCGUCCCACCCCUCUCGCUGCACUGAGUGCCCUGCCCCACGACCACCCUUCGAACGACUAUAUCUCGUACGCCUAUGCGGACCGUGCCUUCAAUGAUUUGUCCGUGACUCGUGGCAAGGGCUUCACCAAGGAGAAGAAUAAGAAGAAGCGCGGGUCCUACCGUGGUGGCCCUAUCGAUAUAUCCGGAGGCAAAUCCUUCAAGUUUGAUGAUUAG